This is a messenger RNA of Monosiga brevicollis MX1, 780 nucleotides long. RefSeq lists its product as uncharacterized. The record is from RefSeq and is a predicted model, not a curated record. Bases 1 to 780 code for a protein of 259 amino acids. The transcript has 6 exons. NCBI's taxonomy places the organism in Eukaryota, Choanoflagellata, Craspedida, Salpingoecidae. Gene Ontology annotation, biological process: glyoxylate metabolic process. Gene Ontology annotation, molecular function: hydroxypyruvate isomerase activity.
AUGGCGCCGCGCUUUGCAGCCAAUCUGAGCUUUCUCUUUACAGAGCUGCCUUUCUUGGAGCGAUUCCGGGCCGCAGCCGAACAUGGCUUCCGAGCUGUCGAGUUUGCCUGGGAGCACUAUGAGCUUGAUCCCGCCGCUGUUCGCACCGCUCUCCAAACUGCCAAUCUCACGUGCGCCCUCAUCAACACGCCCAAGACCAACGCUGGCGAAGCCGGCUGUGCCGCCCAUCCGGCCAAGAAGCAAGAGUUUGCGCAGGGUCUUCAACGCGCCCUGGAGUACUGCAAGGCCCUUGAUUGCUCCAAGUUGCACAUCAUGAGUGGGCCCCGGGUAGCAGGUGCUGAUUUGGCAGAGCAAACGGCUGUCAUGGCUGAAAACCUGGCAAUGGCAACUACUUUGGCAGCCGAGGCCAACGUGGUUUUGACGCUUGAACCAAUCUGCCCAGCGGCCAUGGCUGAUUAUUUCCUGCAGCACGUUGACCAAGCCCUCGAUUUGAUUGCGCGUGUGGGACGCCCGAAUCUGAAAUAUCAAUUUGAUGUAUACCAUGCACAACUCACGCACGGCAACUUGACGGAGACGCUACGCCGAACGCGAGAGGUGUUGGGCCAUGUGCAAGUGUCGCAGCUUCCGGGUCGCCAUGAGCCAGUGACCGCAGACGGCGAGGUCAACCUUGACCAUCUCUAUCGCACGUUGGACGAGCUAGGCUAUCAAGGCUACAUUGGCGCCGAAUACCGACCUCGUCAACGCACCGAAGACAACCUUGCCUGGCUCACCGCUGUCUGA